This is a messenger RNA of Arachis stenosperma, 1704 nucleotides long. RefSeq names its product triacylglycerol lipase OBL1-like. Gene Ontology annotation, biological process: lipid metabolic process. Bases 106 to 1515 code for a protein of 469 amino acids. The transcript is spliced from 5 exons. The record is from RefSeq and is a predicted model, not a curated record. NCBI's taxonomy places the organism in Eukaryota, Viridiplantae, Streptophyta, Magnoliopsida, Fabales, Fabaceae. Gene Ontology annotation, molecular function: triacylglycerol lipase activity.
GUUUGCUUUUCCCCUUUAAAUACUAACAACCCCGCUUUGCAUCCGAUCCCCAAUCUUGUUCCUUAUUACAAUAAUUAUUAAUUAAUCUUUGGUCCUUAAGCGGCCAUGGCCUCAGAUUGCAACAAAGGGUUCGCAGACAGUUACAUGUUGCUGAACCACGAAGACGCACACUUGGUUGACCUCGUUAAACUCUUGUUUUCGAAGAACGUGGGGAAGAGAAAGUUUGUUGAUAGCCAUGCAGGUGGAGAUUAUGAAGACAGCUUCGCGCACCGUUGGCUUAUCUUUGUCUCUAUCGUUCUCCAGAAACUGUUACAGUUUGUUGCAAAACCGUUAGCCUUCCUUGGAAACUGUAUUGAGCGCUUCGUCAACUUGCUUCUUCUCAACGGUGGUUUCUUCUUCCUCAUACUUAACUUUCUCAGGGGGAAGGUGAUUUUGCCUGAUCGUAAAUCAGCGAAGUAUUUGUCUUUAAUUGGAAGCUUAGACGCACGAGUUCAGUUGGAUGCAGUAAAACGUGACGAUUGCACAUAUUAUGUUGCACUUUCAAUGAUGGCUGCCAAAGCUGCUUAUGAGAAUGCAGCGUUUGUCCAAGCUACCAUUCAAGAUGUUUGGAAGAUGGAAUUUGUGGGGUGUUACAACUGCUGGAAUGAAUAUCAAGGAAAGGCCACAACACAAGUGUUAAUUUUCUUGGAUAAAUACGAGGAGCGUGACACUUAUGUUGUAGCCUUCAGAGGAACGGAACCCUUCAACGCCGACGACUGGUGCACGGACAUCGACAUCUCAUGGUACGGAAUCCCCGGUGUCGGAAGAAUGCACGGCGGCUUCAUGAAAGCCUUGGGGCUACAACAGAAUGUGGGGUGGCCAAAGGAAAUCCAACGAGACCAAAAUCUUCCACCAUUGGCAUAUUAUCUUGUGAGGGACAUCCUAAGAAAAGGGCUAAGUGAAAAUGAGAAAGCAAAGUUCAUAGUAACGGGUCAUAGUUUGGGAGGUGCACUUGCAAUUUUGUUUGGGACAAUUUUGUUUUUGCAAGAUGAGACAUUGUUGCUGGAGAGGCUUGAAGGGAUCUACACGUUUGGACAGCCAAGAGUUGGAGAUGAGGCGUAUACGAGGUAUAUGAAGAAGAAAUUGAAGGAACAUUCUGUUAUGUAUUGUAGGUUUGUUUACAACAAUGAUAUAGUUCCAAGGUUGCCGUACGAUGACAAGGAAAUGAUGUUCAAGCACUUUGGCACAUGUCUUUUCUUUAAUUGGCGCUACAAACUCAAGGUUCUUGAGGAUGAACCGAACAAGAACUACUUUUCGCCAUGGUGCAUUAUACCCAUGGCAGUGCAGGCAUUUUUGGAACUAUUAAGGAGCUUUAUAAUUGCCUACAUCAAUGGACCUAACUAUAGAGAAGGAUGGUUUCUAUUUGCUUUUAGGACCGUAGGCUUAUUAAUUCCAGGCUUACCUAAUCAUGGUCCCCAAGAUUACCUUAAUUCCACGCUUUUGGGAUCAAUUGAAAAGCAUUUGAAAUUCGAGUAAUGAUAUGUAUGUGUUUGUGUGCGUUAGAUCUGGUUGUGUACUAUAUAUGUAUAGUUUAGUGUUGGUUCCAUGGUAAUGGACAUUCGUUAUCAAUUAUGUAUGUCAAUAAAUGCUGAGUAUUUGUAAGAUUCUACUUAUGAUGUAAGAUAUAAUAUAAAUUAAAUUACACAAGGGUUGUGAAUUAUGGAA